This is a messenger RNA of Meloidogyne enterolobii, 428 nucleotides long. The record is from the annotation of a GenBank genome assembly. NCBI's taxonomy places the organism in Eukaryota, Metazoa, Nematoda, Chromadorea, Rhabditida, Meloidogynidae.
AUGGGAUAUAAUAAGGCAAUUGCGCGGGUAAUUAUUUUUCCUUUAACCCGAACUUUGGCAAUUCUUAUUAACCCGUCUUUACUUUUAAUUAAUUCAACAAUUUUACCUAAAUUCCAAGCUUGUAUGGGCACCUGUUUAUUUUGUAUCAAUACAAUUUCACCAAUUUCGGGGAUGUAAUUUUUCUUAUACAAUUUUUGAUUAUGUUUAUCUGCCCUUUCUUUUAAUUUAUUUAAAUACUCUUUUUCCCAUUUUUGCCAGAAAUGAUUUAACAUUUGAUUUGAAUUUUCCCAUUCCUUAAUUAAUGUCUCUCUUUGGGUUUCCUUUUCUAAAAAUUCUUUUUCAUCUGAAAUUUCUAACUCAAUAUUUUCUUCAUUACGUGAUGGUAAAAUAAGAUCAAUUGGACGCAAUACAGUAUAGGCGUCGUCGAA